AUGGUCAACUUGGGACCAUCUAAAGGCUGCCGUACUUGCAAGGAGCGGCGGGUCAAGUGUGAUGAGGGCAAGCCGGCUUGCCAGCGUUGCCUGCGUCUCGGUCGAGAGUGCGGUGGCUACCAGAAGAAGGUAGCGCUCCUCAAGUUCAAAGAGCAAAAGAUCAACUAUGGCCCUGUCACAUUACAGCGUCGAUCGUCUCCCAGUUCCAGUUCAACCUCGAGUUCAACUCCUUCAAAGCAACGACAGCCACGGCAGCAAAACCAACACCCAAAUCUGACUGUAUCACACUCGAGAAGCGGGCGCAGAACGCCCAUGUCUUCGUCUCCAUCGCCUGUACCGUCUGACGAUGACAUGGCGGUGUCAUUCUUUCUUCGCCAUUUCUGUGUCUCCAACCCGCGAAAUCUCUAUAUCGGAGGCUUUUGUGAUACGUUACCGUCGGUGUUGGCAUUGGAACGGCGGGAUUCGCCGUUAUAUGCUGCUGUUGUCUCCGUUUCUUCCUGGGUGCUAACCUUCUGGAAGGACGGUCUGUCAAAUAGAAAGCCCCACGAAUGGCACGUACGGGCCAUUGAAUGGCUUCGAACUGCUAUACGCGACCCUCGAGAGAGCCAAAGACAAUCCACUAUAUUGGCUGCCUUCGUCCUCCAACUCUACGACGAUUUGUCGGCUCUCGGAUGGCUCCGUGAAGCUCCCCGUCUACAUUACGAUGGUGCAGUGGCUCUUCUGAAGCGUCAAUCUACCGAGGUGCUAUCUUCGCCAUAUUGGAACCGCAUGACAAGCCAUGUACUUCAUGUGGAGGUAGCCUCAGCUAUCCAGGAGAAGCGACAUUUCCCCUUGUCCGAAUUCUCCUGGAUACAGCUGGACCUCAUGCCCCUCAACUCCAAUACGGGGCUUGAUAUCAUUGGUAUUACAAUUGCCGACUUACAGUCGAGAUUCCUUGCUCUAAUGGAACAAAACGAUGCUUCUCCAAUCGCGGAGCAGGAUCUUGACAAUCUUCUGCUGGAUAUGGAAGAUGCCGAGGCCCAGCUCCUAGACUGGCAAAGCAACGUUCCAGACCACUGGCAUCCAUCCUAUUCACAACAAGUCAAGCUCGCCGAGCCACCCAUAACGUCGUAUGGGGGUGACUGCGACAUAUACCCCUCUCUUCAAAUAGCUGCCACUUGGAACGACUGGCGAAACUACCGCAUUCUCCUCUUCGAAAUGACCAUUGGAAUCCUCGACCGAGUGCCCCCGACGGCUUUCUCCUACUUCGACGUCAAUAAACGAGCUAAGAUGGAAGCCUACGCCCGUUCGAGCACACAAGAUAUGGUAGACUCUCUAUGUCGCAGCAUCCCCUUCCAUUUGGGCAACCGCUUCUUCAGUGGGUGUUUGGAUGAUUUGAAUGAUCCUAGCAUCGUCGUCCCCAGUUAUUAUGACCUCGAAUUCUGCUCUGACAAUCUGUUUAAGGCGACAUCUGAAGAAAAUCUAGCCAUUGCAGAAGCAUACCGCCGCCAUGUCAUUGGACUUGGGCCAUGGCACAUAUCUGUACCGUUAUGCAACCUGAUAAGAAUGAUCUCUGAGCCAUUCGGAUCGUUUAUUGCGAGAUCCCUCAGGCCUGGACAACUCGAUUUCGUCCGUGAAGAGCUCAUCAGAGCAUCAAUGAUUCUACAGAUUGAGGCCCCCGAGUUAGAGAAUGCCAAGAAAUGGGCAAGGGGGAUGCCGGUCGAGCAUUUUCAUACUGAUCCGCUCGACUUGGAUGCUGUGGUGGCGAAGAUGAGCAAUUGCCUCUGCAUUUCAAGCGGGCUUUAA
Molecule: messenger RNA, 1785 nt
Organism: Clonostachys rhizophaga
Lineage: Eukaryota; Fungi; Ascomycota; Sordariomycetes; Hypocreales; Bionectriaceae
Source: the annotation of a GenBank genome assembly